AUGUUGGAUGAUAACAGUUACGUGUCUAGGCACCGAACAUGCGAGGAUGUAGUUAUUGUCAUAGAUAUAUUUUGGACUCAUCCUGAUUCCAUAAAGUUGUUCAACAUGUUUCCUAUUGUGCUCAUACUUGAUUCAACCUACAAGACCAACAAGUAUAGACUUCCAUUAUUGGAGAUGAGUGAAAAAGAGGAGAAUGUUACUUGGGCCUUAGAGGUGUGUCGGACAUUGUUGAAGGACCAAGGUGAGAUGCCUAAAGUGAUUGUUAUCAGUGAUAACGCCUUGAUGAAUUCGGUUGCAAAGGUAUUUCCUACUUCUAAUGCAUUACUUUAUAGGUAUCACAUGACAAAGAAUGUGAGAAGCCGGGUUAAACCCGCGGUGAAGGAGAAAAUUGUUUUUGCAUGGACUGAUAAGGUUAGACACCUUGGAAAUACAACAACUAACAGAGUUGAGUCUGCCCAUGCUACUUUGAAAAAUUGGUUGGAAAAUAGUAAGAAUGAUUUGUGUAGAGAUUGGGACUCCAUGAACCAAAUGAUUCAAAAUCAGUAUAAUGAGAUACAAACAUCAUUUGGUUGGAGCAUCAUAGUUUUUCAACACGGAUUUAAAAACAACAAUCUUUAUUCUCAGUUGGUCGACAACAUAUCUCGAGCGGGUUUGAAUUAUAUUUGUCACGAGGCUAAACGAGCGGAUAAUGUAAGCUUCGAUAGCGCAAAGUGUGGAGGCAUAAUUGUGAAAACACAUGGUCUCUCAUGUGCUUGUGUUAUUGCAAAAAAAGAUGAAACUUGGUAG
Messenger RNA from Lathyrus oleraceus (garden pea), 786 nucleotides. RefSeq lists its product as uncharacterized. The record is from RefSeq and is a predicted model, not a curated record. NCBI's taxonomy places the organism in Eukaryota, Viridiplantae, Streptophyta, Magnoliopsida, Fabales, Fabaceae. The transcript has 3 exons. The coding region runs from base 1 to 786 and encodes 261 amino acids.